This is a messenger RNA of Nanorana parkeri, 2049 nucleotides long. RefSeq lists its product as uncharacterized. Lineage: Eukaryota; Metazoa; Chordata; Amphibia; Anura; Dicroglossidae. The record is from RefSeq and is a predicted model, not a curated record. The transcript is spliced from 2 exons. The coding region runs from base 1 to 2049 and encodes 682 amino acids.
AUGACCAUCUGCCAAUCUGCCUCCUUUUACCCCCCAAAGUCCAUGACCAUCUGUCAAUCUGCCUCCUUUAUACCCCCCAAGUCUAUGACCAUCAUCCAAUCUGCCUCCUUGUACCCCCCAAAGUCCAUGACCAUCUGUCAAUCUGCCUCCUUUAUACCCCCCAAGUCUAUGACCAUCAUCCAAUCUGCCUCCUUGUACCCCCCAAAGUCCAUGACCAUCUGUCAAUCUGCCUCCUUUAUACCCCCCAAGUCUAUGACCAUCAUCCAAUCUGCCUCCUUGUACCCCCCAAAGUCCAUGACCAUCUGUCAAUCUGCCUCCUUUAUACCCCCCAAGUCUAUGACCAUCAUCCAAUCUGCCUCCUUGUACCCCCCAAAGUCCAUGACCAUCUGUCAAUCUGCCUCCUUUAUACCCCCCAAGUCUAUGACCAUCAUCCAAUCUGCCUCCUUGUACCCCCCAAAGUCCAUGACCAUCUGUCAAUCUGCCUCCUUUAUACCCCCCAAGUCUAUGACCAUCAUCCAAUCUGCCUCCUUGUACCCCCCAAAGUCCAUGACCAUCUGUCAAUCUGCCUCCUUUAUACCCCCCAAGUCUAUGACCAUCAUCCAAUCUGCCUCCUUGUACCCCCCAAAGUCCAUGACCAUCUGUCAAUCUGCCUCCUUUAUACCCCCCAAGUCUAUGACCAUCAUCCAAUCUGCCUCCUUGUACCCCCCAAAGUCCAUGACCAUCUGUCAAUCUGCCUCCUUUAUACCCCCCAAGUCUAUGACCAUCAUCCAAUCUGCCUCCUUGUACCCCCCAAAGUCCAUGACCAUCUGUCAAUCUGCCUCCUUUAUACCCCCCAAGUCUAUGACCAUCAUCCAAUCUGCCUCCUUGUACCCCCCAAAGUCCAUGACCAUCUGUCAAUCUGCCUCCUUUAUACCCCCCAAGUCUAUGACCAUCAUCCAAUCUGCCUCCUUGUACCCCCCAAAGUCCAUGACCAUCUGUCAAUCUGCCUCCUUUAUACCCCCCAAGUCUAUGACCAUCAUCCAAUCUGCCUCCUUGUACCCCCCAAAGUCCAUGACCAUCUGUCAAUCUGCCUCCUUUAUACCCCCCAAGUCUAUGACCAUCAUCCAAUCUGCCUCCUUGUACCCCCCAAAGUCCAUGACCAUCUGUCAAUCUGCCUCCUUUAUACCCCCCAAGUCUAUGACCAUCAUCCAAUCUGCCUCCUUGUACCCCCCAAAGUCCAUGACCAUCUGUCAAUCUGCCUCCUUUAUACCCCCCAAGUCUAUGACCAUCAUCCAAUCUGCCUCCUUGUACCCCCCAAAGUCCAUGACCAUCUGUCAAUCUGCCUCCUUUAUACCCCCCAAGUCUAUGACCAUCAUCCAAUCUGCCUCCUUGUACCCCCCAAAGUCCAUGACCAUCUGUCAAUCUGCCUCCUUUAUACCCCCCAAGUCUAUGACCAUCAUCCAAUCUGCCUCCUUGUACCCCCCAAAGUCCAUGACCAUCUGUCAAUCUGCCUCCUUUAUACCCCCCAAGUCUAUGACCAUCAUCCAAUCUGCCUCCUUGUACCCCCCAAAGUCCAUGACCAUCUGUCAAUCUGCCUCCUUUAUACCCCCCAAGUCUAUGACCAUCAUCCAAUCUGCCUCCUUGUACCCCCCAAAGUCCAUGACCAUCUGUCAAUCUGCCUCCUUUAUACCCCCCAAGUCUAUGACCAUCAUCCAAUCUGCCUCCUUGUACCCCCCAAAGUCCAUGACCAUCUGUCAAUCUGCCUCCUUUAUACCCCCCAAGUCUAUGACCAUCAUCCAAUCUGCCUCCUUGUACCCCCCAAAGUCCAUGACCAUCUGUCAAUCUGCCUCCUUUAUACCCCCCAAGUCUAUGACCAUCAUCCAAUCUGCCUCCUUGUACCCCCCAAAGUCCAUGACCAUCUGUCAAUCUGCCUCCUUUAUACCCCCCAAGUCUAUGACCAUCAUCCAAUCUGCCUCCUUGUACCCCCCAAAGUCCAUGACCAUCUGUCAAUCUGCCUCCUUUAUACCCCCCAAGUCUAUGACCAUCAUCCAAUCUGCCUCCUUUCUAUGA